AUGGCUGGGUUAAAUGGUGUUGGUGAUCAAUCAGUCCGCAAUGUUUUUGAGGAGGAGGAAGACGAUGGACUGGAUAUUUCGGGUAUUGAAGAAGCGAGAAAUGAUGAGUAUAAAUGGUGUCUGGUGGGUAGGUUUUUGACUGAGAAGACGGUGAACUUAACAGCGGUAAAAACUGUCUUACCGCCCAUAUGGAAGCCGGUGAGAGGAGUAUGUAUCACAGAGGCAGGUCCGAAUCUGUUUUUGUUUCAGUUCUUCCAUGAAAUGGAUAUGAAGAGGGUUCUGGAAGAUGGUCCUUGGACGUUCGAGUUUCAUUUAUUUAUUUGCCGUCAAUUAGUGGUUGGAGAAUCGGUUGCUAACAUUCAACUAUGGGAUGCCGUUCUAUGGGUCCAUGUGAAUGAUAUCCCACUUGGUUUGGUUACAAAGAAACUUGGUGAGAAUGUGGGCAAUUAUCUGGGUAAGUUUAUUUGCCAUGAUAAUCGGAGAGUUAAGCCUAAUGAAAGUAGUUCGUUGCGUGUUAGGGUUAGCAUUGAUGUGAGAAAACCCUUAAAAAAGAAAAUGAAGUUCAAGCGGAGUGCUAAUACUUGGAGCUGGGUAGAACUCCAAUAUGAGAGGAUCCCUAUGUUUUGUUUCUACUGUGGCAUUAUGGGACAUUCUGAGAAGUUUUGUGAUAAAUAUUUUGAUAAUCCCAUCCCGAAAGAGGAAUUGCCUUACGGGGCAGAUAUGAGAUAUGUCAUGAAAAAAUCGCCGGUUUUAAUGGAGGAUAGAUGGUUGAGGAAUGCCGAUACAGCAGUGGUGGAGAGCGAGGUUGCUGAUGAUGAGGUGGCAGAUAUGGCAGAUUUGAAUGCGAAGAUGGUAACAAAUCUUAGCAUUGAAAAAUCAAAUAUGAUUUCUGAAUUUCAAAUUGGAGGGAUAAGGGGAAAGGAGGAUAAAGAGAAAGGAAUGUCCACUGAUUUAGUGGUUAGUGCUGUGACCAAAUCUUCAAAGGAAUAUUUGAAUUCCAAAAAGGUUAACUUAGCAAUUGAAUCAGGUGAUGAGGGAGCGAUGGAAUCAAAAAGGAAACGUCCAAAUCUGGACUAUAGCGUGGGAAAUAAUGUGAGUGGGCCAAGUUUUCAUGCAACGGACAUGAUUAUUGAUCCAAUUAGCUACAGACCGGCGGGCCUUGAUAAUAAGGCCGGCCCGAAGAAAUGA
This is a messenger RNA of Mercurialis annua (annual mercury), 1188 nucleotides long. RefSeq lists its product as uncharacterized. The transcript has a single exon. The coding region runs from base 1 to 1188 and encodes 395 amino acids. Lineage: Eukaryota; Viridiplantae; Streptophyta; Magnoliopsida; Malpighiales; Euphorbiaceae. The record is from RefSeq and is a predicted model, not a curated record.